GAACUUUCUAUAUCGCUUGUCGCAUUGUUGUGCUCUGUCUAUAUAUGGAAAUUGAAGUACAAAUAUUAGUAAAAGUUCGUAUCAUGACAGGAGCAAAGGUAGAGAAGUGUGGUAGAUGAAUUGGACUCGGUCAGUCGAGUUGGUGAAAGAGCGUCGGGAGUAGGAGUGUAGAAACGGAUGGGAGGGAGGGGCGACCGCGACGAACAGCAUCUUUUGCCGGACGUAUGAUAUUCACCGCGUAUCUCCGUGUUAGUCAUUCGCAUACGUGACACACAUGCACAGCUCGAUCAUUACGUUUUCAAACCUAUAACGUUCGCGUAAAAGCCCCGGUGAUCCAGAGAGAGAGAAAGAGCUUUAGAAGUUGCAUGUAUCGCAGAGACAUUCGUCUCCGGGUUUUCGCCCGUUAAAAAUGUCAGCAUACUGGUGAUUCACUCGUCUCGCGAUCUCUAUCACGAAUUCCAAAACAAACGCGAACGUGCCACACUAUAGUUAUUUUCCGAAAAUUUAUUGUUUUUGUUGUUGUUUUUUUUUUCUCAUCAAGCAAGUGCACAGUGUAUCAUUUCUUUGGUGCUCAUCAUUGACAUAUAUGGAGGUUAACCAGGGAAGGAACAAUGGAAGAACCGUCGAGUGGAGGAGCAUCACCAUCACGGGACAGCAUAAAUUCUAUAGAUCCAGAAACUGGAAAUUUAAGUCUCGGAAGUUCGUUGGAUCGAGGAUUGGCGGAUGGGACAUCAAAGAUAUCAUUGGGGCUACCAAGAACUCCGCUGACGAAUAAAGCCAAGAGGGUGCGUUUCUUCAGGAACGGAGACAAAUUUUAUACGGGUGUUGUGAUGGCUGUCACUCCUGAGAGAUAUCGCAAUUUUGAUAGUCUAGCAUCAGAUCUAACACGAGCGCUUGUCUCAAGCGUUACUUUGCCUAACGGAGUGAGGUCAAUUUACACAAUGGAUGGAAGAAAAGUUCAGACGGUGGGAGAUCUGGAGGAUGGAAAAUGUUAUGUAGUUUCUGGGCAGGGAGAAGCUUUCAAAAAAGUUGAGUAUUCUGCGUCCAAAGUUGGAAGAGGAAGCUCUCUGUCGGGUUUGCCCCAAUCACCAGCUGGCACAGGGAGACAAAUAAGCGCGAUUCCUGCUUGUGUUAAAGCGAGAAUUGUUACAAUUGUGCGAAAUGGUUCCAAGCCUAGAAAAGUAGUGCGCCUCUUAUUGAACAAAAGAAAUUCGCCGAGUAUCGAUCACGUUUUCGAGGCGAUAACGGAUGUGGCCAAAUUGGACUCUGGUGCGGUCAGACGGGUCUGCACGAUUUCUGGAAGACCCGUUAUCACUCUGGAACAAUUUUUUGAAAGCGACGAUAUUUUUGUUGCUUAUGGUUUGGAAAAAGCAAAUCCAGAGGAUUUCGAGCUUGACAGUGAAGAAUCGAAAUUCGUCCAGAGCUUCAGGCGUGGACCGUGGAUCUCCAAACGACAGAGUGGACCCAUGCCCGUCAUGCCCAGAAAAGCUGGUAAACGGAAUCCCAAUGCUCCUCAAGUCCGAACUCCUAGUCCAUCUUCUCUUAUACUACCUCAACCUCUGAGGUUUCAAUACGCCGUUGGACAUGUUAUUGGAGAUGGCAACUUCUCCGUCGUUCGACAUUGUAUUCACAAAGCGACGGGUGCUGAGUACGCGAUGAAAAUCGUUGAUAAAUACAAAUGUAAGGGUAAGGAGACGAUGUUGGCGAGCGAAGUUGCGAUUUUGCGACAAGUAUGUCAUCCGAACAUAAUCAGCUUGAUCGGUGAGCAGGAGACGGUCGACCAGCUGUUCUUGGUUAUCGAACUCGUCAAGGGCGGCGAUUUGUUCGACGCGAUAUCAGCGGCAACGAAAUUUCCAGAGGCUGAGGCAAGCGUAAUGAUAAGUCAUUUGACCUCAGCACUGGCUUAUCUGCACUCUCAUCAGAUAGUUCAUCGUGACGUAAAGCCUGAAAAUCUGUUAGUCGAGCUAGAGGGUAGUCGAGUGCGAUGUCUGAAGCUCGGUGACUUUGGAUUAGCUCAGGUCGUUCAUGAAACUCUUUAUACCGUUUGCGGCACACCCACGUAUGUCGCGCCAGAAAUUCUCGCUGAAAGUGGCUAUGGCCUCAAGAUUGACGUGUGGGCGGCCGGUGUAAUUUUGUAUAUAUUGUUGUGCGGUUUCCCGCCUUUCAUUUCGCUUGAGAACGAUCAAGAGGAAUUGUUCGAGCGUAUUUUAAGUGGUCAAUACGAAUUCACUGCCCCAUAUUGGGAUCACGUUUCGGAUUCAGCGAAGCAGUUGAUAUCGAACAUGCUGCAGGCGCAGCCUGAGCUCAGAUUUAGUGCUGAGGAUGUCCUCGACCACCCGUGGCUUGUGCAGAGAUUUCUAGGAGGCGACCAAACCGUAUCAGGAGGAGGAGCAGCCAUCGAAUCGUCGAAGCAACACAGGAAUAAGCAGUGUCAGCCGUUAAGACUGGCGACGUUCGAGUUCGAUUACAAAAAGAGACGAUUCGAUGCUGGCGAUCGAUGCGACAACGAGAACGUAUACAACUCGAACGAUUUCGUUAAAAAGAUCGAAGUGGAGACCGGGUGGGUCGAUGUAAAAGAAAAAGUGUCGAAGAACAAGAAGACUGUUGAGAAUAGUAACGUCGAGGAUUAUCGUAAUCUCGACGAGAUUGAUAACGGUAAUCGUGAUAACGGAGAAGAGCCACUUUCCUUGAGUGCUGACGGUCUUCGUGACAUUCGUGAUCUGACGAGUUCGUUACACGACCUCGUUAUUAAUAUAGACGAGAAUCACGGCAAUGGGACUUCGAGUGAGGAAACGAAUAGAACGGGAAGAGAGGAUAAUUCGACGGCGCAUCUCGAAAGUCCCUUGUCGUCCUCUAACAAACAUUCCGUGAAUCGUAGAAACGGAAAUUCACUAACAAAUCUUCAUUCCAAACCGUCGACGGAAACAAAGGACUCGGACGAGUUGAAAAUCGGCAACGAACUACAUUGCAAUACACCGAAAACGGGCAAACGCACGAAUGAUCGUACCCCCCGUGUAAAACGUACGAUUUUUUGUAAAAUUGGUAAUUUCGUUAGGAACGGUUCGAACGGAAGCAGCUCGAAUGAGCGGGAGCAUAAAACCACUGGCGGUGAUAUAUCGGUCGAUCGUUCCGAACCCGAGAAUUCCGAGACUAGGAGAUCCAUUGGCACGAUCAAUAAUCGUCAAAUAAAACCACCGAACGAAUAUCAUUUUUCUAAAACAUUAAGGCCGUCGUUAAUCCCUGUACAGAGUAAUGGGCAAACGAGAAAUUCCGUUAGAGGUGUUGAAUUGUCAAGAAUACCGAUAAUCGAUGGUGUUAAACUUCGGGAGAAGAAAAACGUCGCUGGCACGACACCGACGAGUCAUUUGAAAAAAUCAAUUAGAGCGGCGCGUAGAUCGGCCUUGGAAAAUGUUCGGAGAUGUAGUUCGACCGAUGAAUUGAGGGACGAACAGCAAGAACUGAACACAGCGAAAACGAAACGUUUCAGUCUUUAUUACACGCCUCAACCGGCGAGAAAAAAUUACGAAACGGACAAUAAAAUCUCGAGAACAAUUAGUAAAACAUCGAAUAGUACGGGCAGCAGACCAACUAGUUGGAAAACACCCGAACCUAGUAAAAAAAUGGCUGAUGAUAUUUCUCGAAUCAACGGACAAAAAGACUCUUAUAGAAAUCGAAAAUCCGUCGUUGAAUCCUCCACCGUCGCUAGUAGGAACAAAUCCAGUCGCCAAACUGUUCACACCCGAAAUUCAUAUUUACCAACCGGAAGGACGAAGUAAAUCGUUACGUGACUAAAUCUUAAUUGCUCGUUUGUUACUCGUGAACGAUUAUUCACAAUCGAAGCUCGAAAAAAAUAUGUAAUUGUCGGGGAUAUGAAAUUCCGUUCGAGCUCAAAAAUUUUAGCGAACCAGUUCGAAAUCAGAUGCAGCGGUGAAAUUUCUUCCUAGUUUAAUUUUUCGAAAAUUUUGGACCUCCGAUUUUUAGUGUGUAUCAUAAUUUUACGAUUGUAUUCGAAUUGAUCCAGUGGAUUCUAAUCGUUAUUUGUUAAGUUCGUUGCAACGACAUAAUAUUUUUUCAGUUUUUUUGGCUUUAGUUUUUGUCGAGAUUACAAUGUUAUAAUUUGAUUCAAUAAAUCUAUUUCUUAAAUUUAGGAAAAUUUUCGUCAUUCAAUUAGGCUGAAUAUGAAAAUUUUGAAAAUUCGACAAAUUGUUCAAAUAAAUUGGUGUUAACAGCGAUUGUCCUCCCUUGUUCGUGUAACUAAAAACGUAUUUUUAAAAUGUAAAAGUGAAAAAUUUCGAAACUUUUUGGAAACAAAAAUCACCAAUUGUAUUCUUGAUAUCAGACUGAUUCGUUAUAAAAGUAUUCUUGAUUAAUUCUCGAUCUUAAGGUUACAAUUUUUUUAAUGUAAUUAAUUUAAGCUCAUAAUCAUAGUUCGUUCGUGUGCCUCGACGCUUAUGGAUCCGUGUAAAGAAAAACACAUUUAUUAUUUGUCCCGAGGACAAGCCCCGAUUCGUCGAAUUUAUGGCCGAGCCGCCGUUAAGUAUAAAAUAAUGAAAUUGUCCGACCGGUUGAAAAUCAUUCAAAAUGUUUUGUCAGGUACGAAAAAAGUAGGCAUCACUGUUGAAACAUUUUGAAUGGUUUCUACUCAAACGGGCAGUGUUCAGUGCAAUUUCGUGACUCCAAAAUAAAUAAGAAUAAGAAAAUGAAUAAAAAAAUUUUAAGGGGUGAUUGAUCGCCGUUAAAUUAAGAAAAUUUUAAGAUGACAAAAGGUCGAACGUGUGAGACCGAAAUCGCGAUAUACAGAAGAUUUUUAAUUAUUGAAACGAUACACAAAAAAAUUGAACAGCGACCUGAACGGGAAGUCAUUUUAAAAUGAUAAAUUUCUACGUUAUUAUUAUCCAAAUUGACAAUUCAAUUGUUUUUGAAAUUUUAUUAUCAAUUUGUUGGAAAAACUUCCGAAAUUCUGGGAAUCGAGAACAAAUUUGUAAAAACUUGUUCAGUUUUUUUUAUACGUGAAAAAGUAAGCAAAUUUUUUUUUCUCAUGAACGUGGAUAUGGCAAAAAAACUUUCGGUCAACUUCGUAGAAGCUCAAAUGUUUUUUUUGCAAAUGAAAUCAUAGAUAUACUAACGUCGGUGUAAGAGAAAAUCAGUGACGAGGAUUGUGAAACAUUUCGAAAACAGCGGUGCAGAGGAGAGUCAGUCAAAACGAGGAAAAAUCAUGAAAAGCUUGAGAAAAAAAAAACGAACACAAAAAAUAAAAUGAAAAAUCGUCAUGCGAUCCGUGAGAGGAGGUAGAAUAAAUAUUUUUAUAAAUAGUCAUGAAAAAAACGAAAAAGCGUAAUUUUCAAAUGAUCAAAUGGUGAUCAACUCAAAUAUGAAUCUUAAAAAUCUUGUUUCGUUUCUUCUCGUACGAGGAUCUAACAAAUGUGAAGACAAGGACGCUGAAGUUUCCAACGUUGGAGUCCAACGAAAUGAAUGAAAAUAAAAUGAUUUAUCCAUCAGUUUUUUAUUUCACGAAUCAUAAUUGUGUAGAUUGAAAAAAUACAAAGUACAAAUUCGACUGGAAGUAAAUUGGAGAAUUACUGGAAUUAUUGGACAGUUUUUUAGAUCAUUUCGUUGGACUCCAACGUUGGAAACUUCAGCAUCGUGUGAAGACAUAGAAAAACGUGAGCAGCGAAAAAACGUGAAAUUGUACUCUGAAACAAAAAAUAGUGUCGUAAAAUUGUACGAGAAGCGACGAACCGAUUUUCUGUGCUCUUCGAGUAGAAAAAAAACUAUAAAUAACGUCUCCCUGCCAAAGUUCGAUGACUCGUUGAAUAAAUGGGAAAGGAGCUUAACGAGCUUGAGAGACGAAGGAAGGGCCGGGGAGGGGGGGGGGGGGGGAAGACGAAGAGAAAAAUCUAGAGACGAAACGAGAAACACAUAGAAAAAUAUAUAAAUAACGUAGAAUAUUUUUUACAUUUAUUUUUGUAGUAACAAUGGACCGAUAAUUCCGUCUCAACGAAAGUUGCCGCUCCUCGUCACUGCCUUUACGAAGAAUAAAACGUUACUACCUGCCGUUAGCGCGUAUUCAAUUUUUCUAACGUCGAUGGAAAAAUGAAGAAAUAAUUGAACAAACUCCCGGUUUGUUCAUUUAUUUCCACGAAUCGGAAAAUCAAAUGAAAUAUAAAUUCGAAAUUUUGCUCUUAGAAUAGCAAUUAUCGGUGUGAAAUAUCACUAAAUGUGUAGCAUUUUACGUUGCACAAUAUUUAUAAAAAUAUAUACAUAUAUACAAUGCAUUUGUGUAUAUGCGAAUAUACAAAUGUAUCCAUAUAUAUGUGUGUAUAUAUAUUUGAGAUGUAAUUUUUGUAAUUCUAAGCGGUGCAAAUAAUCGACAAUUAAAUUAGGUUAAACAUGUGCCCAUAUGGGCUGAAACCAGGCAGCAAUUUUCAAAAAAUUUUAAUAUGCUAUAGCCUUCGCUCAAAUAUCGCAAAAUUAGCAAUUCUGGUGAUAAUUCCCUAUGAAGUUAUUGGAAGUAAAAGACUUGAGAAAAUUACCAACUGUUUAAAAGUUCGUUAUCUAACGAUUUAUAAUAAAAAAUUGAUGCCUUCCCGAAUUAAAAGGCUUUGUGAUAUUUGAUAACUCGGAGCUGCUUUUUUGGGGAGACAGAGCAGAGGCAAAUUUUUGAAAAUUGCUACGUGGCAAUGUAGUUCAUAGAUAUUGAAGACGAAAACGUGAUUCACGCCAAAUAUUGAAUGAAAUGAUGAUGAAAGAAGAAAACUGUCAUCUCAAAUGUAUUUAUAUCAUAGUAUUAUUAUCAUUAUUAUUAUUAUUAUUAUUAUUAUACGCCAAGAACUCACCGAAACGAAUAAAAUCCGACGUUUUACACUAUUUUUUAUCAACUCAACAAUUGUUAAUUUUCGUGGAAACGAAUGCUCCGUGGUUUUGCCCAAUAUUUACAAACUGUUUGUCAGCCUGACCGUGUGAUAUUUUGUAAAAGCAAAUUUUCCAUUUUGCCGUUGAAUUCGGCGAUAUUCUAAAAUUGAAAUCAACGUCGUUAGAGGCAGCACUGCACAACGUUGGAAUUAUACGCGAUAUGUGAAAUGUCCGAUAGUUUGUUAGUGAAUUCACCUUCGUACAUGUGGAUAACAAUGUUUUGAAAAAAUUCUAUGUCUAAAAAGUGUUUCGAAAUUUGGUAGGAAGUAGCAACGUUUUGUAGAACAUGUUUUAGGUACGAAUGAUCUUUGUAUCAUUGCUUUGUGUACAACACCAAAUUUUUUCAUCCGAAGACCAUCGCGCGUUGUUUCCGCUGGCUCCCACCAACCGUCAACUCGAAAAAUACGAGCCCCGAUAAACGUGCCAUCAAACACGACGACUGUGGAGCAAACAAUUGUAAAAAAUUUCCGUUUUGUAUACACAAUUUAUUGACCGCAGGCAGAUCGCAAUUAAAAGACAAGUAAGAGGAA
Messenger RNA from Venturia canescens, 7442 nucleotides. Its product is annotated as serine/threonine-protein kinase GG21441. Gene Ontology annotation, biological process: intracellular signal transduction; protein phosphorylation. NCBI's taxonomy places the organism in Eukaryota, Metazoa, Arthropoda, Insecta, Hymenoptera, Ichneumonidae. Gene Ontology annotation, molecular function: ATP binding; protein kinase activity. Bases 612 to 3776 code for a protein of 1054 amino acids. The transcript is spliced from 7 exons. The record is from RefSeq and is a predicted model, not a curated record.